This is a messenger RNA of Histoplasma mississippiense, 312 nucleotides long. RefSeq lists its product with no specific name. The transcript is spliced from 3 exons. NCBI's taxonomy places the organism in Eukaryota, Fungi, Ascomycota, Eurotiomycetes, Onygenales, Ajellomycetaceae. The record is from RefSeq and is a predicted model, not a curated record. The coding region runs from base 1 to 312 and encodes 103 amino acids.
AUGGACCAAGGGUCAUCGCGAGCUUUUUUUGCGUUGAACGAGCCAGCCCUCAAUGGGGUUGGCUUCACUAGGGGUGCGCGACAUCGCCGAGAUGCCGUCAAUGCGAACAAUGGACGCAAGACUGUGCUCACAGGUGCUAUACGGCAGCACCGCGCAUGGAAAUCUCCAAUGAGACCAGAAUCUGGAUGCUCCACAACACCACCACGUUAUCUCUAUCAAUCACAUAAUUGGUCUUUCUUCUGUUGGGGGGGUUGGAUUGGGUUGAUUCGUACCCUCUAUACUCCGUACCACCACAGCGCUGGUGGUGAUUGA